AUGGCCCCUCGUGCAUCUCUGAAACAUCUUUCCGUGUUGGUGUAGCGAAGGGUGCUCUUGCUCUUGCUGCCAUGAAAUGGGCGGGUGAACGUGGCACUACAUUGCUCCCAGUAUACGUUGCAUUGCGUUGCAUUUUUCGGUUUCAGCACCAGCUCAGCUGCUGCCACUGGUCACUGCCAGUGCCUGCUCAAUAAUAAACGUACCUCUCCCGCGCGCGCACGCCGCUCCUCGGUUCCUCGCCUCGCCGCGCCGCGCUCGCCCACGAUUUUACCUUGCCACGCCACCUUGCUUCCGGCGCCUGCUCUGCUCCCGCCCAUUCUCUCUCUCUCUCUCUCUCUCUCUCUCUGUUUUCUGCGCGAACGCUUGCGGCGGCGGCUGGGGGGAGUGGGGGAGUGUAAUGCGGUAGCCGGCGAGGGAGUAGGGCGCUGCGGGGGACGAGCGGAGCGAUGGGGUGCCGGAGCUCGCGGCUAGAUGUGGCGGAGGUGUCCCCCGCGGCCGCGCUCUGCCGGGAGCGCCGCGACCUGCUGCGCGCGGCGGCCGAGCACCGCGCGCAGCUCGCGGCCGCGCACGCCGCCUACUUCCGCGCGCUCCCGCGCGUCGCCGACGCGCUCGCGCGGUUCGCGAGUCACCACCACGCCGCCACGCCGCCGGGGUCGCCCGUGCUCACGCUGCCGCCGUCCGACCCCGACGAGCCCAAGAAGCGGAGCGGCUCGGCCUCCGCCUCCACCACCCCGCACACCGAUUCCGGGCACUCCCACAUCCACUUCCACUCCAACGACGCCUCGGACUCCGAUCCCGACUCCCCCAACGCCUUCGCCGCCCCCGGAAGCUGCGGCGGCGGCCACGGCGAGAUCUCGCAGCCGACGCCUGUCCUUCGUUCAGGCGUGCCCUUCUCCGACCAUGGCCACGGCGAGCCCCAAGAACGCCAAGUCCAUCAGCCGGGAGUGGCCAUGCCGGAGAUGCCGUGGGAGUACGCUUCCUACAACCCCUAUCGUUCGUUCCCAAAUGCCACAUUCCAAAAUGGCACAUUUCCCAGUUACUACUACAUGAAGGCCAGCUCGACGCCGGCGAACACGGUGUACCAAGAACCGUACGACUACGGCAACUUCGCCACCAAUGCGUCCUACAUGGGGUACAACUACGGCUACAACAACCCAAUGUACAGCGUUCCGGUGCCGCCGGAGGGGGAUCAGCCGGUGGAGGAUCGUGUCCGGGAAGCAGCGGCUCCGCCACCGCCUCCCCCAAUGCCAAUGCCGGAGACGUCACCGUGGGACUUCUUUAACCUGUUCGAUUCCUACGAGCAGGACCUUCCACAGUAUAAGGGGAAAGGGUACGAUUCCAAUGGGUCGUUCACGAGCAGCCCCAACUCGAGUGAGGUGAGGGCAAGGGAGGGAAUCCCGGAGCUCGAGGAAGAGACGGAGCUGGAGUUGAUGAGGGAGUCGGUGAAGGCGAGGAAGGAGGUGGAGAGCACUGCGUCGAACCGGAUUGACAAUGUGGAUGUCAGUGCCAAAGUGAAGGUGUCAAUGGAGCACAAGGAGUGCGAGAUUGAGAGUGUGGAUAGUGCCUCUGUUCCUGAGUCGGGGGAGGAGAGUGUAUGCAGUUGUGAUUGUGACCAUGACAAUGCUAGAACAGGAGGGCCUGUGCCAGUAGGCGAUGAUCAAGGGAAGGUGAACAAGGUGAGCUUGGAGGAGCACUCAUACAUGGUAGUCAGUGAGGAUGUGCGACCACCGGAGAACAUUGGAACAAGAGAUGUUGCUGAGGUUGUUGAGGAGAUAAAGGAGCAGUUCAAGUCAGUGGCCGCCUGCGGAGAGGAUGUUGCAAGGAUCCUUGAGGUGGGGAGGAUGCGGUAUAGAUCACGGAAUAGAAUGUUAAGAUUGAUAUUUUCCCGGAUGAUGGGGACCUUUGCCUUGUUGUUUUCUUCCAUAUCUGAGCCACCAGUGAAGAACUUGGAACAAUCAGCAAUAAAUGCACCCAAAAGAAAUCAGAAUUCGAGUAAAAGAAUCGAUUUUUCCAGCGAUGUUGAACUGAAUACCCUUUCCUCGACAAUGGACAGGUUGUUCGUGUGGGAGGAACGGCUUCAUAAGGAAAUUAUGGAGGAAGAAAGAUUGAGGAUUACAUAUGACAAAGAAUGGAAGCGCUUGAAAGAGUUGGAUGCUAGUGGUGCAGAGCCAUAUAAGAUUGAUACCACACGGGCCUCAAUUAGGGCACUGCUCACAAGAAUCAACAUUGCCAUUAGAUCAGCUAAAGUUAUUUCUACGAGGAUCCACAUACUACGAGAUGCUGAGUUACAUCCACACCUCACUACGCUUAUCCAAGGGCUUGUUAGAAUGUGGAAAUUCAUUCUUGAGUGCCAUCAGAAGCAAUUCCAUACCAUACUUGAAACUAAAUCUCAUAUUCUCAUCCCUAAGAAUGGACCUGAAAGAAGCUCCUCUAAGGUUACAUUGGAACUAGAAAUGGAGCUUUUGAACUGGUGUUCCUGUUUCAGGAAUUGGAUCCUAUCCCAAAAGGCUUACAUCGAAACCCUCAAUGGCUGGCUAGUCAAAUGGCUUCCUCAGGAAAAGGAGGAAACUCCGGAUGGCAUCGCACCAUUCUCUCCUGGUAGGCUUGGAGCUCCUGCUGUGUUCAUCACAGCUAACGAUUGGUGUCAAGCCAUGAAAAGGGUACCCGAAGGUACCGUCGUUGAUACACUGGAGGCUUUUGCUGUUAAUGUGCAUAUAUUAUGGGAGCGGCAGGACGAAGAGCAGCAGCAGAAGUCAGUGUUGCCCAUUGCCAACAAUGGCAAGGCAGUUGAUAACCGCAUGGUGGCUUUGGAUACUUUGCAUAAGAGAUUGGAUGAACAGAGAGCUAGGCAUGAGGAAACCGUGAAACAAAUACGAGAGGCAAGCGCAACUGAUCUGAAAGCAGGUCUGGCUCCAAUAUUUGAAGCAUUGGAAUCGUUUACCCAGGAGACACUGAAGGGCUACGAAAAUGUUAGGAUUCCAACUGAGAGUGGCGGGGCUUGAUACCUGAACUGAGGUCACCAAUUUUGCUUUUGAUGGGCUGUCGAUUGAUUAGUGCAAAAUGAUCUCUGGAGCAAUGGUAACUGUCUUCAAUUUGCCAGCCAUAAUACCAUUGUACUUCGGGUGGUGUUGAAUUCACCAAAUGUGCAAGAAGGAUAGGUGUACCUAUUGUUGCAUGAUUGUGUUCAAAUGCUUUGAGAUGAUUCUUAGGGAGCAUUCAGGUUGGGAGCUUCUUCAGUGGCUAGAGGUGCUUACACACAAAGAGCUGCUAGGAGCCUAGAACUCAGUCUAGUUGGAGCCCUUCAAAGGAGGGAAAAGGAAAUUUUGUAGCCAUUUUCAGCUCGUGUACAUAUUAGUUAAGCUAGUGAUUUUGCAGAUUAGCUCGUCAUUUCUGUAGAAUUUGAUCUGUACAUUGUAAAAGUUAUAUUUAUGCCUGUUGUUCAUCACGAAAUGCGCACUGAAUCUGAAGGCAGAUGUUCUAACCUUGUAGGAGUACGAAAUUGUUUGCUGAAGUCCGAAGAGCACACUCUGCUAAGAGAUAGCGUUUGAGGUUGAGUUCAUUAAAUUUCUCA
Molecule: messenger RNA, 3571 nt
Organism: Phragmites australis (common reed)
Lineage: Eukaryota; Viridiplantae; Streptophyta; Magnoliopsida; Poales; Poaceae
Product: nitrate regulatory gene2 protein-like
Exons: 4
Coding region: 447-3002 (851 amino acids)
Source: RefSeq, a predicted model, not a curated record